This is a messenger RNA of Eleginops maclovinus (Patagonian blennie), 1650 nucleotides long. It is a transcript of the gene eva1ba, whose product is annotated as eva-1 homolog Ba (C. elegans). The record is from RefSeq and is a predicted model, not a curated record. The coding region runs from base 469 to 960 and encodes 163 amino acids. The transcript is spliced from 4 exons. NCBI's taxonomy places the organism in Eukaryota, Metazoa, Chordata, Actinopteri, Perciformes, Eleginopidae.
GUCUUGUGGACUGGAGCGAGGGGAGAGAGAAAACUCUGUUACUCACUCCGUCUCCAACUUUGAGAGGAAGUUACCACCUCUUCCCCAGACUCUGUACACACAGGCUCAGGAAGACACACACAAGCUCUUCAGGACUUGACCACAGCAGGAACAAAGUGAAAGAUUCAGGACUGCUUUAAUGCUUUGUUUCUCUCAACAUUUGGAGGGAAAGAAGGCUGAGAUUUGCAUUUUGCAUGAAGCUUUCUGUGUGCAGUUUCAGAGGGACCUUGUCACCACAUACUGGGUGGCCAAAUGAACGGUUUAGCCUGAGGACCAAAGAUCACAGGCCCUGAUCCAACAGCACGGCGAAAGAAAAGGAGAGAGAAGCGUGAUCAUUUUUCUCCAACUCCUCAUUACACUAUGAGCUCGGAUUGAGGACGCGCUUCAAAGUUUUAUUUUGUGGUGUGAAAAUAUCAAGCAAAGAUCACCAUGGAUGUGAAGAAAAAAGAAAUGGACCUCCUGAGCAACAGCAUAGCUGCAUAUGCACACAUAAAAGCAAACCCAGAGAGCUUCGGCCUUUACUUUGUGCUUGGAGUGUGUUUCGGCCUGGUGCUGACACUCUGCCUCCUGGUCAUCCGCAUCUCCUGCAAGCCGCGGACCAACGUCGCCCCCUCAACGCCUGAGAAAAAACACUUAAAGGAUAUCAGCGAGGAGGACGAAGAGAGCGAGGACGAUGAAGAUGAAGAUGGGGACGACGUAGAGGCACCCAUCCCUUUGCCAAGCACAGAAAUCCCUGUUGAAAAUCAUAUCGGGCAAUCGAACGGGACACUGAGUGUGAACGUGUUUACUUCGGCUGAGGAGCUUGAAAGGGCACAGCGUCUGGAGGAGAGGGAGCGCAUCAUACGUGAGAUCUGGAGGAACGGCCAGCCUGAUAUCCUUGGGUCGGGAACAGGGACUAUUGGCAGAGUACAUUACUACUAAGAUAAAUGAGGCUUCAAGGGAAACACUCUGUGAAGGACAGGCAUAGACCUUUUUGCGGGCCCGAUGUCCCUGAAGCCUAUGAGACUUGUGUUGGAUACAAUGCCACGUCAUGGAAACAGGACAACAGUGAUGUGACUUUUUGACGGGACAAUACUCGGCCUUGACAGAGCCGAACUAUGUGAUAUUGCACUUCUCAUGUAGCAAUGUUAUUUUAAACUGACUACAUGAAAUUUUAACCAACAGGUGUGUUAAGGACUGAUCAUCAGUAUGAAUGUGGUAGCUGAAUGACACUUGAAGUAGUCAGUCUAUUCAAAUGUAUGGCGCUUAAUGACAAAAAUGCACACAAGUAUAGGAUUAUGUAUAUUAUAAGUGGAAAAUGGAUGCAUAUAAGGACAAUGUAUGUACUGUAUUUUGCUAUUAAAACUGUUUUUGUUUGCAGUGAGGACAGUUUUCCUCUAGAUGGGUGAGUUUGUGGGACAUAGAAAAUACUCUAAGUGUUUGUGUAAGGAAAUUCAAAUGUUUAAAAAAGCACAUAUAAAUCAAUUCGGGAGGGGGGGGUCAGAAUACACAGUAUAAUGUCAAGACAAUUACAUUUGGAGUCUAUAAUUUAUGAGUUCCUUAAAUCCAUGUCUGUGUUUUCAGGGAUAAUUCCACCAAAGGAAAUGACAGAAUUAAAGUAUUACGCUUAAA